AUGGCGUCGGCGGCGGCGUUGGCACCGCCGCCGGUCGGGGACAUCCCGGCGAGUCUGCACGCACUCAGCCGGCUCCGCGACGUCAGCAUGUUCCACCCGGGCGCUGAUCUCACCCUGCUCGAGCCCGCCCACUCGAAGCGCCCAAGCAAGCGCCAGGCCGACCGUUCGCUCUCUUCGCUGGGCGACGUUGCCGAAGCUGAGGCGAGGGCCAAGCGGAUCCCAGUUUACGCGGGAGAUGACAUCACCCUCCGGGCGGUCGCAAAGCACAACGGGCGGCUCUACAUCCUGCAUGUGGACGAGGAGGGCAAGCUCACCCUCGUCUUCCCCAACGUCCUGUCCCCGGACAACGCCGUCCGACGGGGCGAUAAGGUGCAAGUCCCGCCGGACGGCAGCGAGCGGCGCUACCUCCAGAUCUCGGAGGCGCGCGCGGGCAAGUCGCUUGGCCGCGAGACCUUCUUCGCAGUGUCGUGCACCGAGAGCCUCGAGGGGCUAAUGACGCCGCGCAUCGAGCUCAAUCGAAAGCUCGAGCCGCUCUCGCUGGAACAGGCGCACGCGCUGCUCAUGACGAUCGAGCGCGCGCCGACGAUCGGUGGGCUGGGAGACCGUGCGCUUUCGAGCCUCGCAGAUGCCACCGCGCCCGAGCUGGGCGUCUCGUCCCUUGAGCUGCUGAGCGUCGCGAGAGGGGGGCAAGGCGGCUCCUCGAGCUUCGAGACGCCUCAGAAACCAUCGCUGCGGCCACGGCCCGAGAAGAAGCCGAGCGCUUCCAAUCCGUUCGGGAUGAUGGGGAUGCAAAAACCGCCGCCGAACCCCUUUGGCGGCGGUUCGAGCGGCCCGCCCAAUCUGCUGGACAUGCUCUUUGGGGGCGGCCUCGGGAUGCCCACGCGUGGCAAGCGCAGCCGCGGAGUCCCCGCAAGCUCAGACGGAGGCCCCUCGCGCCGCGCCAGGAAGGCUACGCCGCCGCCCCUCUGA
Molecule: messenger RNA, 969 nt
Organism: Emiliania huxleyi CCMP1516
Lineage: Eukaryota; Haptophyta; Isochrysidales; Noelaerhabdaceae
Exons: 1
Coding region: 1-969 (322 amino acids)
Source: RefSeq, a predicted model, not a curated record